This is a messenger RNA of Lolium rigidum, 1265 nucleotides long. RefSeq names its product F-box only protein 13-like. The transcript has a single exon. NCBI's taxonomy places the organism in Eukaryota, Viridiplantae, Streptophyta, Magnoliopsida, Poales, Poaceae. Bases 10 to 1173 code for a protein of 387 amino acids. The record is from RefSeq and is a predicted model, not a curated record. Gene Ontology annotation, molecular function: protein binding.
CCAUAAAAGAUGGACUGUAAAAAACAGUUUUCGGCCGGUUUUUUAACUGAUGAUCUGGUGGUGGAAAUCCUCUCCUGGGUGCCGUUCAAGUCCUUUUGCCGUUUCAAAUCUGUCUGCAAGGCCUGGCUUGCCUUCUCCUCUGAUCCACACUACCGUGGGAAGCUGCCAAAAAUUCCCACGGGCCUUUUGCGGGAAGGCCGUACUGGUAUUCAGCUUGUUAGCUUGUCCCCAAACAAUGAGGAAAUUGAUGGAGCGCUUACAUUCUUGCCGCACUACAAGAAAUUGGAAUUCGUGGACUGCUGCAAUGGCCUAGUUCUUUGUAAGUACAAGAGCAUCAGUAAUGUUGCAUAUACCCACUUCAUUGUGUGCAACCCGGCAACACAAGAGUGGAGGGAGCUUCCUGUGUCUGAAUCUCACGGCCACCCAUAUGGCCGAGAUGGCUACCGUUGUACAACUAUUUUGGCCUUCGACCCAUCAUGGUCGGCACAGUCGUUCUAUGUCUUCAACUUUUGGCAGAAUGUCAGCAACAGUUGGGCACGUGGUAUCAGCAGAAUUGAGGUGUUCUCGUCUGACCUAUGUACGUGGCAUGUGGACGAUGCAUGGAUAUGGAAUCACAGGAUACUGAUGGUCAAUACACCACACAGUUAUAUAGGUGGAGCGUUGCAUGUGCAGACCAGCAGUGGUGAGAUUCUUGUGGUUGAUGGCUUGCACAGAACGAGUUAUGGCAUGUCAUCCACUAAUUUUACCAUCAUCAAGUUACCGCAUGAAUGCUGCCAUCUCAUGGAUGGUUGCUUUGGCCAAUCACCGCGGUCCUUGCUGUGUGCAUUUCCAGAGGAAUGUGGACGCACGGUUGCAGUGUUUAGUCUUGAUGCUGGUAGUCCUUACAAGUGGUCUGUGAAGCAUCGUCUUAGUAUGCCUGAUGCACUUGGAAUUGGCAAUAAUAUUGAAUUCUGUGAUGAUGGAUCUUGGCUCUUGCGGUGUAGUUAUCACGUAGUCGCUCUUGACUUUGUAAGAGAUGUGCUUUUCCUCAUCGAUAAGGAGGCAAAGAAGCUAUUGGUUUACAACAUCAGCACAGGGAAACUUAGCAAGAUCAAAGAUGGUUGCCUUACUCGCACCUGGGCCUACCGUUAUUAUGUGGCAUGCUACUCAAAGCUUCCAGGCCGAGCCAUGUGAGUGAUGUAGUUAGUGGGUAGUAGCAUCUGUUGUGUGCAAUUUUAUUUGCUGGUUGCAUGCCUCUGUUUCUCCUCUUUCUGUCAUAUUGAAGA